UCGGUGAGAGCUGAUGUGAGCUUGUCUCUUCCGAGGCGUAAGUCAUGUACUGGUUCAGAAGCCAGCCACUUCGAUGUCCUUGGUCAGGAAGUGUGUAUUGAGCAGGAGUGUCGGAGCUCCUGCUGCAACGUGCGAGCCCAGGCCGUGCGAGUAUACCCAGCCUGGUUAAACGAGUCAACACCGGGCCCCGGGGAUCUGGGGUAGAUUAACCUGGGCUCCCACGGGACCCAGUUUUAUCGAGGGCGUGCCCGUUCCCGGUGUAUCUCGGCCUGCACCCUUACACACGAUGCGCUGGUUAAAAUACUUAUGGAAACUGAAACCACCCCAAAACUAGGGCGAAGCGUAGUAACUAGAGAUCAAAGUGAUCUAGAGAAGAAACGGCAGUUGUCUGACUCAGAAUGUGAGCUCGAUCAAAACAAGCAAAGAAAAAUGGAAAAAGAACAAACCGACGAUGAGAUAAAUAUUCCUACUCCCUUAUUUCUUGUGCUAAGUCAUAAGGAAGAUGGAAAGACUUUGACUAAGGUGAGCCCGUUCCUUAUCCACAAAUCUUUAGUAGCCUGUGGAGGGCAACCUAAAUCUAUAAGGAAGCUGAGGAAUGGAACUAUCCUGUUGGAGGCUGCAAAUUGCAUCCAAUCCAAGAAGUUCCUUAAAAUGACGAGUUUUUUUGACCAGGUAGCGAUUACUGUCCAGCCUCAUGCCUCUCUGAACUCUUCCAAGGGAAUCGUUUUCUGUCGAGACCUUAUGGACUGCAGUGAAGAGGAAAUAAAGGUUGAGCUGCAGUGCGAGAUGGUGACUGAUGUGGUCAGGAUUGUUCGGACCGAAAACGGUGUAAAGGUUCCUACCCCGGGUCUUAUUUUAACCUUUGCAAAACCCCAUCCGCCAGAAACCAUCAAAGCCGGUUAUAUGUCUUUGUCUGUGCGGCCGUACUUUAAAAACCCCCAGCGGUGUUUCCGCUGUCAGAGGUUCGGGCACUCCAGUAAAGUGUGUUCGAACCCGGAGACAUGUUCCCGCUGUGGUGAUGAAGGACACCAAGAGGAGGGGUGCAAAAAUGAGACGCGAUGCAUCAAUUGCAAGGGAAAACAUCCGGCAUACUCAAGAGAGUGUAACACCUUUAAAGAAGAAAAAGAAAUAUUAAAAAUUAUGACUAUCGAAAAGCUUUCAUUUAACGAGGCGCGUAAAGAGUACAGGAGGAGGGUCGCCCCAACUCCAAAAAAAGGAGUUUCCUACUCUGAAGCUGUAUCUGUCCCUGUUCAGACUGCACAGUGUUCCUCAUGUACAGUCUUGGAGGGUAUGGUGCGUGCAUUGACUGAGCAGGUGGCUGCUCUGGUUCAGCACCUCGCCGCAGGUGCUGGGGAACAGUCUGUGGUCUUGCCCAGUAAAUCUCCCCGAGACGUUCAGACCUCCUCUAAACCUAAUGCACAGUCUUAUGUUAAACCUUCACCAGGAGGUCUUACGUAUAGAGAUAAAGUUCAGCAAAAUUUGAAACCUGCCUUAAGUUUCGAAGAGAGAAAGAAAUUGUCAGAAAAGCUUAAGAAGAAUAUUCAAACUAAAGUCGAUAACAGGUCAAAAGUACCUGUUAGGAACCCUAACACGUCAUCAUCUAAGUCAUCUCAACUGUCCAUCAAUGAUGAUGACACGACUGAGGAUCCUUUGGAGCUCCGGACGGAGUUCCAAACGUUACGUGGAACUUUCCGCCCUGUUACAAAACAAAGAAAAAAAAUCACUAUGUAGUAAAGAAGUAAAAUAUUGCAUGCAUUAUAAUAAUAAAAUAAAAACAUGCUUAUUCAAUGGAUAAACGCUGAUAAACAAAAUAUAGUA
Messenger RNA from Homalodisca vitripennis (glassy-winged sharpshooter), 1818 nucleotides. RefSeq lists its product as uncharacterized. Bases 307 to 1731 code for a protein of 474 amino acids. The transcript has a single exon. Lineage: Eukaryota; Metazoa; Arthropoda; Insecta; Hemiptera; Cicadellidae. Gene Ontology annotation, molecular function: nucleic acid binding; zinc ion binding. The record is from RefSeq and is a predicted model, not a curated record.